This is a messenger RNA of Caenorhabditis angaria, 3513 nucleotides long. Lineage: Eukaryota; Metazoa; Nematoda; Chromadorea; Rhabditida; Rhabditidae. The record is from the annotation of a GenBank genome assembly.
AUGUCGACAAAUAGUAAUUUUGAGCAGCCUACAGUAGUAAUGGGUUGUCAAUGUGCUCUGGUCUCGGCCGGAUAUUUGGCCAUUUUUGCGGUCGCCUAUCGACUUUUGACAUCGAUUUGGAACAUUGUUGGACCCUAUGUGCUCUUUUCGCCGAUUGAUUUGAAGAAAAGAGCGGGAGCUGGAUGGGCGGGUGAGUGAGGUUUUUGGGAGCGGGAAAUGGGGAAUUCUGAAGUUUUGGGGAAAAAUGAGGAAUUUUGAGUCCAAAUUUGAAUUUUUCAUGAAAAAUCUCAGAUUUUGAGUCCAAAUUUGAAAAGAAUCGGAAAUUCUGAAGGUUUUUGGUGAAAAUCAUGUAUUUUGAUUGUAAAUUGGAAGAAAAUUGAGUUUCUAAAGGGUUUUGGUACCGAACGUAAUAAAAUUGAGCAUUUUUAUUAUGAAAUUUGAAAGUUUUAUGAAAAAUCCUCAAUUUUAAGUGUAAAUUGGAAGAAAAUGACGAAAAUUUGCAUUUUUUGAUACCGAAUUUGAAAAAUAUGAAUUUUCUAGUUGAAAUUCAGAGAAAAUGUUGAUUUUUACCGGGUUUUUCAUUAAAAAAGUGAAAAUUCACGAAAAUUUUAAUAGAAAAGGUGUUUUUUCCACAUUUUUUGCACAAUUUUCGAGUUCUCUGAUCAGCAAAAAAAAUCACGAUUUCAAAAAAAAUUUUUGCUGAUUAGAAACUUUUUUUCUCUUAUCAGAGUUCUUUGUAGCCGUUUUUUUGAUAACACAAAAACCAUGGAACAAGAGAAAAUAAGAUGGUUUUUGGGGGAAAUCCCAAUAUUUUUGCAGUUGUAACUGGAGCCACUGAUGGAAUUGGAAAAGCCUAUGCUUUCGAAUUGGCUCGAAGAGGAUUCAACGUUUUUUUGGUUUCAAGAACACAGUCGAAAUUGGAUGAGACAAAGAAGGAGAUUUUGGAGAAGUAUCAGGUGAAUUUUUGGGAUUUUCACUCAGCAAAAAAUUCUGAAAUUCCUGAAUAAUCCCUUUUUUUUCUAUUCAGAACAUUGAAAUCCGCACAUAUUCCUACGAUUUCACAAAUGCCGCUGUUUCCGGAUAUCAAGAUUUGUUGGCCGAAUUGAACCAGGUUGAAAUCGGAGUUCUGAUCAAUAAUGUUGGAUUGAGCUAUGAAUAUCCAGAAGUUUUGCACAAAGUUGAUGGAGGAAUCGAGAGAUUGGCUAAUAUCACAACAAUUAAUACAUUGCCACCAACUUUGGUGGGUUUUCGGCGGAUUUUUGACUAAAAAUCUCUUUUUUUUUCAGCUCUCCGCUGGAAUUUUGCCACAAAUGGUUGAACGAAAAGCUGGAGUUAUCGUAAAUGUUGGCUCAUCUGCUGGAGCUAAUCAAAUGACCCUUUGGGCUGUUUAUUCGGCUACAAAGGUGAGCAAAGGAAUUGAGAAAAAAUGCCGGUACCCAAUUCUCCCCUAUUCCUUCACAUUUUCCAAAACAUCUCGAAAAAGUGGAUAUUUCCAUAUUUUGGGAUGGGAAAAUGCGCGGGAAUUUGGGAGUUUUGAGUGCCCGCGCAUGGGGAACCUAUGCCCGAUUUUUCCAGGAGGAAUUUUUGAGCCUAGAAUUUCUAGACAAAAAUACAUUUUUGGCUGUUUAUUCGGCUACAAAAGUGAUUUUUUUCAAAAUAUCUCAAAUUUUCUAUGAUAAAAACUGAAAUUGAAAAAUGCCGGUACCCAAUUCUCCCCUAUUCCUUCACAUUUUCCAAAACAUCUCGAAAAAGUGGAUAUUUCCAUAUUUCGAGAUGGGAAAAUGCGCGGGAAUCUGGGAGUUUUGAGUGCCCGCGCAUGGGGAACCUAUGCCCAAUUUUUUCAGGAGGAAUUUUUGAGCCUAGAAUUUCUAGACAAAAAUACACUGUUUAUUCAGCUAAAAAGGUGAUUUUUUCAAAAUAUCUCAAAUUUUCUAUGAUGAAAACUGAAAUUGAAAAAUGCCGGCACCCAAUUCUCCCCGAUUCCUUCACAUUUUCAAAAACAUCUCGAAAAAGUGGAUAUUUCCAUAUUUCGAGAUGGGAAAAUGCGCGGGAAUCUGGGAGUUUUAGGUGCCCGCGCAUGGGGAACCUAUGCCCAAUUUUUUCAGGAGGAAUUUUUGAGCCUAGAAUUUUUAGAAAAAAAUACACUCUGGGCUGUUUAUUCGGCUACAAAAGUGAUUUUUUCAAAAUAUCUCAAAUUUUCUAUGAUGAAAACUGAAAUUGAAAAAUGCCGGCACCCAAUUCUCCCCGAUUCCUUCACAUUUUCAAAAACAUCUCGAAAAAGUGGAUAUUUCCAUAUUUCGGGAUGGGAAAAUGCGCGGGAAUCGGGGAGUUUUGGGUACCCGCGCAUGGGGAACCUAUGCCCAAUUUUUUUCAGGAGGAAUUUUUGAGCCUAGAAUUUUUAGACAAAAUACAUUUUUGGCUGUUUAUUCGGCUACAAAGGUGAUUUUUUCAAAAUAUCUCAAAUUUUCUAUGAUGAAAACUGAAAUUGAAAAAUGCCGGUACCCAAUUCUCCCCGAUUCCUUCACAUUUUCAAAAACAUCUCGAAAAAGUGGAUAUUUCCAUAUUUCGCGAUGGGAAAAUGCGCGGGAAUCGGGGAGUUUUGGGUACCCGCGCAUGGGGAACCUAUGCCCAAUUUUUUCAGGAGGAAUUUUUGAGCCUAGAAUUUUUAGACAAAAUACAUUUUUGGCUGUUUUUUUUUUCAAAAUAUCUCAAAUUUUCUAUGAUGAAAACUGAAAUUGAAAAAUGCCGGUACCCAAUUCUCCCCGAUUCCUUCACAUUUUCAAAAACAUCUCGAAAAAGUGGAUAUUUCCAUAUUUCGCGAUGGGAAAAUGCGCGGGAAUCGGGAAGUUUUGGGUGCCCGCGCAUGGGGAACCUAUGCCCAAUUUUUUCAGGAGGAAUUUUUGAGCCUAAAAUUUCUAGACAAAACAUACUGUUUUGGCUGUUUUUUUUCAAAAUAUCUCAAAUUUUCUAUGAUAAAAACUGAAAUUGAAAAAUGCCGGCACCCAAUUCUCCCCUAUUCCUUCACAUUUUCCAAAACAUCUCGAAAAAGUGGAUAUUUUCAUAUUUCGAGAUGGGAAAAUGCGCGGGAAUUUGGGAGUUUUGAGUGCCCGCGCAUGGGGAACCUAUGCCCGAUUUUUUCAGGAGGAAUUUUUGAGCCAGGAAAGCCUGAAAUCUUUCCAGAAAUACGUCUCAUGGCUGUCUGGAAUCCUUCGCAAAGAAUACGAAUCUCACGGAAUCACAAUUCAAACAAUCGCCCCAAUGAUGGUUGCCACCAAAAUGAGCAAAGUCAAAAAGACAUCAUUCUUCACACCAAAUGGUGAACAAUUCGUCAAAUCCGCCCUGAACACAAUUGGAAAUGCGGCCGACACAACUGGCUAUAUUUCACAUCAACUUCAACUUGAAGUGAUGGAUUUGAUUCCGGAAUUUAUUCGGGAUAAGAUUUUGACAAAUAUGAGUUUUGGAACGAGAAAAGCCGCGUUGAGAAAGAGAGAAAGAGAAGCGAAAUCGCAAUGA